AAAGAGAAAGUAGAUUUAAUUUGGCUUACGUACCUGCAACUGACCUAAAUAUUUUCUUCAAAGCUUAUUUUCGACGUUUCUCAUUGUCUAUGCUAUAGAUACGCAUUCUGAGCGAUACAUAUUGUGGUGUUAACUAUAAUUUGUCAAAUGUAUAGUAAAAAUGAAGGAAGACACAGUACUUAAGUGGCAAAAAGUCUACAAUCCUACUGGCCCGCAACCGCGUCCUCGCCAUGGUCAUCGGGCGGUCGCCAUUAAAGAUUUGAUGAUUGUUUUUGGUGGCGGAAACGAAGGAAUCGUUCAUGAACUUCAUGUUUUCAAUACCACCACAAACCAAUGGUUCGUUCCUGUUACAAAGGGAGAAGUACCUCCAGGAUGCGCCGCAUACGGUUUUGUGGUCGACGGCACAAGACUUUUGGUGUUUGGCGGUAUGGUUGAGUACGGCAAGUAUUCUAACGAUUUAUAUGAAUUGCAAGCAUCCAGAUGGGAAUGGAAACGUUUAAAUCCAUUACCACCGAAGCAGGGUCUUCCACCAUGCCCUAGGUUAGGUCAUAGUUUUACUCUUUUAAAUGGAAAGGUAUAUUUAUUUGGAGGUUUGGCUAACGAAAGUGAUGACCCGAAGAAUAAUAUUCCUCGGUAUCUCAAUGAUCUUUAUACUUUGGAACUGUACCCGAACUCAUCAAUGACUGUGUGGGAUAUACCUUUGACGUAUGGUCAGUCCCCACCACCACGAGAGUCACAUAGUGGAGUAGCUUAUACAGACAAAAACUCUGGUAAAUCAUCACUUAUCAUUUAUGGAGGAAUGAGUGGAUCCCGUCUCGGUGAUCUGUGGGUGUUGGAUGUAGAUAGCAUGUCCUGGUCUCGUCCUGAAGUAGCUGGACCUGCACCUUUACCUCGUUCAUUGCACACUGCCACUGUAAUCGGACACCACAUGUAUGUUUAUGGUGGAUGGGUACCACUUGUAUCUGAUGAAUCAAAACUUGCUACCCAUGAUAAAGAAUGGAAAUGCACAAAUACACUUGCUUCUCUUAAUUUGGAAAAUAUGACAUGGGAUAGCAUUGCUCUAGACAAGUUCGAAGAAUGUGUACCCAGAGCACGAGCAGGCCAUAGCACUGUUGCCAUUCAAACAAGACUUUAUAUUUGGUCUGGCCGGGACGGCUACAGGAAAACUUGGAAUAAUCAAAUUUGCUGCAAAGAUCUUUGGUAUCUCGAGGUUGGUGUUCCACCUCAAGCUGGACGUGUGGCACUUAUACGUGCUGGUACUACAUCAUUAGAGUUAUGUUGGCCUGCAAUGAACACUAUCACUACAUAUGUUUUGCAAGUACAGAAAUGUGGUAAACUGGCGCCAGCGCGAUUUCCUUCUGCCGCAGAGCCAGUGACUGUGCCUCCUCCCGCCUCCCCAAUCACUCCGCAACCUGACGCCGCCACCAAAGCAUUUGAAGUGACAUCGCCUGUAUCAUCAGGAUUAGCUCAGACACCGGACCUACCUGUACGCCCUGUUGCCGCUGCGGUGUCACCUGCUACACCCAUCGUUACUACGCCGCAGAAAAUAUUACCAGUCAGUAUCAAAGUACCUUCCCAAAUUGCUGGUACAGUCAAAUUAACGCCCAAUACUCCGAUGCUGCAACAGUCGACAUACCAAAGCAAAAGCGUUGUCAAAUCACCAGCUGCAGGGUCUUCCCAACAAAUUAAAGUGGCAACCAUCAUACCUCAAGGCGUCACUAGAAUUGGAAGUGGCGUAUCGACGCCGACCACUGUACGCGUUACCACAGCUCACUCGAGUCCACAAAUAGUUGUAGGCACCGGCACUUCAACAGGCACCCCUAAAUUUGUCCAAGUAAAAACUGGUGGCAAUGCUGGGGUCCCAGUCAAACUCAAUGCUGCCAAUGUCCCAGUCAAGCUGAUGGGUAAUCCAGUACCACUCAAAAUUGGAACUGCCAACGUGCAAGGCAAGAUGAAUACAAAUAGUGUUCAGAAGAUUUCACAAGUGGGCAGCUCAAAUGUUCCUCUAAAAUUUGGGGUGGGUAAUGUUAAGAUAGGCACCAGUAAUGUUCUUGUGAAAACCAUGGGCGGUGUACCUAUACAAGCAGGAGCAGCAAAUAUACAAACAAAAGUAGCAGCUGGAGUGCCUGUCAAACUCGGGGCUGGAAAUCUUCCAAUGAUUGCCAGUAGUGGAGGUACAAUCCAGAUCACAGGCAGUGCUUUAGGUCAGCAAGUGAAACCACCAGUGUAUAAAAUCGUAACAGCUAAAUCUAAUGAACAGACAGGUGCUGUUGUCACAUCUGCAGUAGCAGCAGGAGCGACAGUUUUACGACAAGCGACUGGAAACUCUGGAAUACCAGUUAUAAUAAAGAAAACUGGUGCUAACCCUCAAGCAAACAAUGCACCUCAGUAUGUCACGCUGGUAAAGACGUCUACGGGAAUGACGGUGGCGACUGUUCCUAAGGUGGCGAUGGUGCAAAAUAGACCCGCUGUUCCUGUUAGUGUGGCUCUAGGACAGAAUAUAGCUUCAGGAACAACAAUUGUCAAAUUGGUUACUGCAAACACAGUAGGUGGUAACAAAAUCAUAACACUGCCUUCAAAUAUGCUGCAACUGGGUAAAUCUGGUGUAGGGGGUAAGCAAACUAUUGUUAUCACCAAGUCGGCGAGCCAAGCCGCCUCCUCCAGUCAGGCCCAGUGAGCCAUCUAUAUGUUCUCAUUGUGAUGUCAGAGUGGUAUGUGCCGAAUCAACAGUAUGUUAAUGCUAAUGAUAUGAUAAUGAUUCAAAGCAGUGGUAUUCUAGAAUGUAAAUUUAAUGUGAAACAUUGAUAGUGAGUCUGUUGAACUAAAGUAUUUUUUAAAUAAUAAUUAUAAUAGAAUAUGAGUUUUUGUAUGUUUCAUGGGUCUGUGUUGAAAGUGUCCUCAUAGUUUUUUCUAAAAUAUUUUAUUUAAUAUCUUAAUAGAAUAAAAUAUUAUUGCCUAUAUACAUACAGAAUUGUAAACCACUUUAGGAUCUGUCAAUCUAACUAUAGCUAUAAUUUUAUCAUAUUAAGCACAUUUUUUUAUACACUGAAUUUUUACAUGACUGCCCAAAAAGGAGUAUAUUAUGUUUCUAUAACUGAAUUUUUAAUUAUUAUAUUUGAUCAAUUUUGCACAAUGUUAUACAGAAAAAUAUUCUUA
This is a messenger RNA of Diatraea saccharalis (sugarcane borer), 3156 nucleotides long. NCBI's taxonomy places the organism in Eukaryota, Metazoa, Arthropoda, Insecta, Lepidoptera, Crambidae. The record is from the annotation of a GenBank genome assembly.